GUUACAGUUUUGACUUUCCGCGAAUCACACAUACAUUCGGUAAUUCAUAUUCGAACCUUGUGCACGUGGUGCAUAUGUGCUGUUGUCGUUCCGCGCUGUUAUCGAUAUCAUUUUUCACCUCUUUCUGUCUGUUCAGCCGCUGUACUGAAUUCACUCAGCUCGACUAGUAUUCAUUGAUAUUUUUGGGCGAUUUGUUCGAGAGAAUUCGAUUGAAAUUUUGGGGAAAUGUUUUCGAAUUGGUUAACAUCAACAACGACGACUGCAUCAGCAUUACAAACGAAUGCACCAGAUGUGAUACUAGAAAUUGGUCCAUUGCCAUUUUCACGAUUCGCUGCACACAGUACGUUGUUGGCGGCACACAGCGGCUAUCUGAGAUCGAUUUUACGGCCGGACGAACGCAUUCAAGACUGUCCAAUUUAUGUACCAAAUGUAACAGCUGAACAUUUCACGCCGCUGUUAACGUACAUGUACACGGGAUUUUUGGAUUUGAAUGUUGAGAACAUUUUCGGUGUACUGUUGGCCACGCAUGUGUUGCACAUGCCACGAGCAUUGGAAAUUUGUCGCAGCUUUCUUGCACGCAUUCAAUCGGAAGGAUAUUCGAGUAAUGGGUUUUUCGAAAAGUUACCAUCACCAUCGCCAUUGGCAUCAAGUGACGCAAUCAAAGUGGUUCGACCGAUUGCAAGCAAAGCAACAAGCGGUGGCUUAGCAUUCGUUGCACCACCAGUUACAAAACCUGUACUUGGAAGUUAUGAUACACCGUUUAAAAGUAUCAAUUUAACCAUGGGCGCAAGUAAUGUUGAUCUGUGUGAGAGUUAUGGAAAAAUCGACGAGAAAAUUGUGGUCGAAGAGAAUACGAAUCGUGAAUCAUCCGAAGCUAGUACAUCGCAAAGUGUUGAUGUCGAUCGAUUGACACCUGAACCAGAAUUGAAGGAUGACACGAAAUUAAUUGCUAAACCACCAUCGAAAUUUCGCAAGCGAUCGCACAGCCGAACAAAUUCGUCGCAAAGUCCCACUUUAAACGACGACAUUGUGGAAAAAGAAAAAGAAAGUUUGCAAGAAGUGGGUGAAUCCGAAAAGUUUAUCGUUGAUGUGGCAAGUUGUGAUGGUCCUGUACGAUUUCAACGCGUUCUAAACGAUGCAUACGGCCGUUUCCCGCAGAACACUUGUUCAACCGUCGCAGCAAAGCAAAUGCAACACGUUGAACGCAAAAGAGCACACAUGACUAACUCAUUUCACUUACAAAUGGCCCGUAACAUAUCGGAGCGUCAAGCAAUCGAAGCCGAUCGAACGGAUUCCGAAAAUAGUGAAGAAAUUGUUGUACACGAUCGCACCGACAAAUCAUCAAAGAGUGAUCGCAUAAAAUGCAAAAAUAACUGCAUCGCCAGUGCAACAACGAAAUCCGAAGAGCUGUACAAUUGCGUCUAUUGUAAGCACACAUUUAAAAGUCAGUAUUGUUAUCAGAAGCAUGCCAAGCGGCACAUUAAUCCGUUAUCGAUUGAGAGUUCAAUCGAAAGUGGUGGUGGUGGUCAGAGCGUGAAUAAAAGUGAAAAUUCGUCAACAAAAAGUGUAACAAACUCGGUUGCUGCAACAUCAUCGCAUUCGUCGACAACGACGACGACGACCUCAUCAACAUCAAUAUCACAGAGUGUUGACGUGAAACGUGAGGUGCGACCACUUGACAUGAACGUUCAAUAUUAUCCGUGUAAAACGUGCGGCAGCAAAUUUCCCAGCUACUACUUUGUGCACAAACACCGUAAACUGUGCCAUGCCAACGAAGAAAAUUGAAUUUAAUUAGUCGUUCACCCAAUGCAUUGUAACACAAAUAUAGAAUGUAUACAUAUCAGAGAAAGAAAAAACCAUGAAAUUUUGGAACCAAAUAAAGAGUUUUCUUCUUUGCUUUGUAGAAUCGAUGAAGAAACGAGAAAAAAAUGAAAAUUUUGUGUGUCAUUGUCACUUGACGAAUGGAAAAAAAAUGAUUUACUUUGUAAUUAGUUAAAAAGCGCAGUCCCGUUUCAAAAACGGUG
Sitodiplosis mosellana (orange wheat blossom midge) is the source of this 2024-nucleotide messenger RNA. RefSeq lists its product as uncharacterized. Gene Ontology annotation, molecular function: DNA-binding transcription factor activity, RNA polymerase II-specific; RNA polymerase II cis-regulatory region sequence-specific DNA binding; protein binding. The coding region runs from base 226 to 1785 and encodes 519 amino acids. Gene Ontology annotation, biological process: regulation of transcription by RNA polymerase II. NCBI's taxonomy places the organism in Eukaryota, Metazoa, Arthropoda, Insecta, Diptera, Cecidomyiidae. The record is from RefSeq and is a predicted model, not a curated record. The transcript has a single exon.